AUGGCGUACGGCGAAGUUGACCAUCGCGGGGUGCACACAACGCAGGAGGGCAAGAGUUUGGGCGUUUUCAUCUGCUGGCUUCUGGGCAACGGAUGCCUCUUCGGGUACAACAGCAUGCUCACCAUCGAAGAUUACUUCGUCCACCUCUUCCCGAACUACCAUCCGGUCAGAGUCAUCACUCUCACCUAUCAGCCGUUCGUGCUCGUGGUAGCUGCGGUGUUCGCGUACCAUGAGGCGAAAGUAAACACCAGGGUGCGCAACUUGGUGGGGUACUCACUCUUCUUCCUCGGCUCGCUCGCUCUCAUCAUCCUGGAUCUUGCGACGUCGGGAAGAGGUGGAAUCGCAACCUUCAUCGGCGUGUGUACGGUUGUGGCGGUGUUCGGCGUCGCGGAAGGUCACGUCGAAGGUGCCAUGACCGGGGACCUGUCCUUGAUGUGCCCGGAGUUCAUACAGUCAUUUUCUGCUGGCAUGGCUGCAUCGGGCGCAAUAACGUCGGCCCUGAGGCUCGUUACAAAAGCGGCCUUCGAGAAAUCCAGAGACGGCCUUCGCAGGGUGUUGUUCUUCGCUGCGUCAUGCUUCUUCGAGCUGCUGUGCGUCGUGCUGUACGCCCACGUCUUCCCCAAGCUGCCAAUAGUGAAGUUCUACCGUGCAAAGGCGGCUUCCGAGGGAUCUCUGACGGUCGCCGCCGACCUUGCUGCCGCCGGCCUCCAAAGACACCCAAAACCAUCGGCUGAAGACGGCCCAGCCAUCCCUGAACGUUUGAGCAACAGGCAGCUCCUGAUGCAGAACAUUGACUACGCCUUGGACAUGUUCCUCAUCUACCUGCUGACGCUGUCCAUCUUCCCAGGGUUUCUCGCCGAAGACCUCGGAUCACACAGUCUGGGCUCCUGGUAUGCGCUGGUGCUGAUCGCGACCUACAACGGCUCGGACCUGAUCGGGAGAUACGUGCCUCUGGUGGAGGGCAUCAAGGUGACGUCUCGGAGAGGACUGCUGGCCGCGGUGCUCGCCCGGUACCUGCUCCUCCCGGCGUUCUACUGCGCCGCCAGGUACGGAGGGGAGGCCUGGAUGAUCGUCCUCGUAUCGGCUCUGGGACUCACCAACGGGUACCUGACGGUCUGCGUCCUGACCGAGGCGCCCAGACCCUACAAGGGGCCAGAACAGAAUGCUCUCGGAAACCUGCUCGUGUUUUGCCUCUUGGCAGGCAUAUGUUUAGGCGCUGUCCUUGACUGGCUGUGGCUCAUAGGCAAAGGAUGGUGA
Molecule: messenger RNA, 1257 nt
Organism: Triticum turgidum subsp. durum (durum wheat)
Lineage: Eukaryota; Viridiplantae; Streptophyta; Magnoliopsida; Poales; Poaceae
Source: the annotation of a GenBank genome assembly